Molecule: messenger RNA, 495 nt
Organism: Entrophospora sp. SA101
Lineage: Eukaryota; Fungi; Glomeromycota; Glomeromycetes; Entrophosporales; Entrophosporaceae
Source: the annotation of a GenBank genome assembly
AUGGCACGUAAAAGUCGUGGAGGAACAAGAACAGCGCCUAAAACUUCUAAAGCACCUACCCAACAAAAAAGACAAGCUUCAACUCUUCCCGCUCGCCCAGUCCAACCUGCUUCGAAUGUACCAGCAAACGUACAAAAACCCCCACAAACUUUACCUAAUCAAAAGCAACCUGGUUUAUUUGGUCAGAUGGCAUCUACUGCAGCUGGUGUUGCUGUUGGUCACAGCAUUGGGCAUGGUAUCACAUCACUUUUUACAGGUGGUGGUUCAUCAGAAAUACCUGCACCACAGGAGUCUAACCAACAAUCUAUUCCAGAGCAAACACAAUAUCAAACUUACUCUACAGAAACAACUAGCAGAAAUCCAGGAGUUAUUACUUGUGAAAAUGAUGCAAAAGCCUUUACUAAAUGUUUAGAACAAAAUAAUCAUGAUACUAGUCUUUGUCAAUGGUAUUUGGAAAACUUAAUAAAUUGUCAACAAAUGGCUUCAAAAUAUUAG